Molecule: messenger RNA, 1704 nt
Organism: Cherax quadricarinatus
Lineage: Eukaryota; Metazoa; Arthropoda; Malacostraca; Decapoda; Parastacidae
Gene: Uxs
Product: UDP-xylose synthase
Biological process (GO): D-xylose metabolic process
Cellular component (GO): cytoplasm
Molecular function (GO): UDP-glucuronate decarboxylase activity; NAD+ binding
Source: RefSeq, a predicted model, not a curated record
AUGAAGCCCCAACUAUAUAGUGUUGAAAUUUUAACUUUUAUUAGAUUUUUUCUUUUUUCAGCAAUUUUUAAUUGGUCCCUUCUAGUGUCUUCAAAGAAACCUAGUGAUGUAGAGCUAGCAUUCGUCAGUGAUACCGCUCAGCAUUACUCAGAAAAUGGAAAUGAGAGACUAAUUUCCUCAUCUCCAUCCUCUGUGGAGCCGAUAAACAUCAAUAAUAUUAAUACUUUGGAUGAGGCCCUUCUAAAAAUUCAAGAGCUGGAGAAACGACUGAAAGAUAUAGAAUAUCGGAUCCCCAAAAAGUAUCCAGAGGUUAAAUUUUUGACUUUCAAAGACCGGAAAAGGAUUUUGGUAACAGGCGGUGCCGGCUUCGUUGGCUCACACCUGGUUGACAGAUUGAUGAUGGAAGGGCAAGAAGUCAUUGUGGUUGACAACUUUUUCACUGGGCGGAAGAGGAAUGUGGAACACUGGAUCGGUCAUGAGAACUUUGAACUCAUCCACCAUGAUAUUGUUAACCCUCUGUAUAUAGAAGUGGAUCAGGUGUACCACUUAGCUAGUCCAGCAUCACCCCCACACUACAUGUACAAUCCUGUAAAGACCAUCAAGACAAACACUGUUGGAACAAUUAAUAUUUUAGGACUCGCUAAGCGUGUGGGCGCUCGUGUACUGAUUGCCAGUACCUCAGAGGUGUACGGUGACCCUGAGGUUCAUCCACAGACUGAAUCUUACUGGGGCCAUGUUAAUCCUAUUGGUCCUCGUGCUUGUUACGAUGAAGCCAAGAGGGUCUCAGAGACGUUAGCUUAUUCAUACCACAGGCAGGAAAACGUCGAAGUGAGAGUUGCGCGUAUAUUUAACACCUAUGGUCCACGUAUGCACAUGAAUGAUGGGAGAGUCGUGUCAAACUUCAUCCUUCAGGCUCUUACCGGACAAGCUAUAACUGUUUAUGGCUCUGGGAAGCAAACACGGUCAUUCCAAUAUGUUAGUGACUUGGUAGAUGGUCUUAUUAAACUCCAGAACUCAAACUAUUCUUUGCCAGUUAACCUUGGCAAUCCCGAGGAACAUACUAUCGAAGAAUUUGCAAGGAUAAUUCACAAAAUGGUGGGUGGCAAGAGUCCUAUUGUCCACAAAGAUGCCGUAGAAGAUGACCCUCAGAGACGGAAGCCAGACAUCACACGUGCUAAUCAUGUCCUGGGGUGGCAGCCCUUGGUCUCUCUUCAUACAGGCAUCGAGAAAACUGUACAGUAUUUCCGCAGAGAGCUGAUGAGAUCAAAACAUUCUGAAAGGAAUUUACAUAGUCCAGUAGAUAUGUGAUGAGAUAUUGAAAGGUUGGAGUCUGCAGUAGCUAGCCUCUCCUUGCUCUAGACGACACACCAUGCCACAAGCAGAAACACUACCUAAUUGUCACUGCUUUUAGGUAUUUCUUCAAUAAGCUUUCAAAUUUUUGUAUAUAUGUUGUAAAUGUAUUUUAUGUCAGAAUUGAGAUGGAUUUUAUGAACACAAAUCAAUUAAUUUUAUUAAAAAAAUGUAAGUAAUUAGUAUAACCCUUGAUUUUUUAGCUUUCUGGUUGAAAACAUCUUGAUUAUACUCUCAACUUAUUUAAAGAAAGGAUUCUUUUAAUAGAAUAUUAAGAAAUUAAGUGUCCUUGUUAAAGGCUUUACUUAGUAGUUUUAUAUAUAUGCAAUGCAAAAAAAAAAAAAUGAUUGGCAU